Messenger RNA from Archocentrus centrarchus (flier cichlid), 2191 nucleotides. It is a transcript of the gene lrrc17, whose product is annotated as leucine rich repeat containing 17. Gene Ontology annotation, molecular function: protein binding. Bases 455 to 1816 code for a protein of 453 amino acids. The transcript is spliced from 6 exons. The record is from RefSeq and is a predicted model, not a curated record. Lineage: Eukaryota; Metazoa; Chordata; Actinopteri; Cichliformes; Cichlidae. Gene Ontology annotation, cellular component: plasma membrane.
CUCUCUCUCUCUCUCUCACUCGCUCUCUCUCUCUGUCUCUCGCUCUCUUCACACUUCCAGUACAAUCCAGCUGAGUGGGUGAAAAAGCAAGAAGUUCACGAGAGAGGAGAGAGAGAGAGGGAGGGAGGAAGAGACAAAGAGAGUGAGAGCAGCCACUCGUUCGUCCUUCACUCCAGGCUCUAAGUUUACAGGCAGCCAGGCAGAUUUUCUUGGCUUGGAUGCAGCGCUCAUGACAGGAUUAGGAGCCCGGGAUUCAGGAUCGACCGGAGAUCUGCAGGUCCAGGUGGACGAGCCUAAGCCAGAUUCUCACCCUACACAGCUUAAGGUAGAAAGCAAAGAAAGAGCACUCUGUGAUGACAACAUUUCAACCCUUGAUAUGCAGCCAUCACUGACCUCCUGUAUCCCCUCCUCAUCUGUCUUCUGAAAUUGACCCGAUCACCUUUCCUCUUCUGUCAUGCAUCUCCUUGGUCCCCUCCUCCUCCUCUUGCUACUCCUCGGAUCAGCUGAACCCCGGAGAGGCCCUCGGUCAAAGGCUGUGAAGAGGAGCGCUAGGGGCCAUGUACGGGGCAAAGGCAGGCCUGGGGUCACAAGGCGUCAAACUGAGGAGUGUAAGGAAUACAUGGAGGCAGGAGAAAAGUACCUUGACUGCCAGGACAGGCAGCUUACCACUGUGAAGCAGGACUGGCCCAAAGAUAUCCACCACCUACUGCUGGCAAGAAAUAAGAUUCAGGUUUUGAGGGACAACAUGUUUGCCCAGUUCACCCAGCUGAAGAGCUUGGAUCUCCAGCAGAACCGCAUCUCCAUGGUGGAGGAUGGUGCAUUCAGUGGCCUCACCCAGCUCACCACCCUGCUCCUCCAACACAACGAAAUGACAACAGCCUUUGAGGAGGCCCUGCUACCCCUACCCCGCCUUACUUACCUGCGUCUCUAUGACAAUCCCUGGAGCUGCCUGUGCCCACUGGACAGCCUGAUCAGAAAACUGCAGCUACCUACUAACCGCAACCUGGGCAAUUAUGCCAAAUGUGCAGAGCCUCUUUCACUGAAGGGUCAGAAACUGAAAAAGUUGAAUGUAGACUUGCUGUGUGAAGAAGACAAAAGGCCUGAGACGGGAGAUGGACGACGGCCGAAGCCACCACCAAAAAUAAAGAAACCAGAAGCCACCUCCAUGUGUCACACAUACAUAUUUCCCAGACCGCUGCUGGACUGCAGCAACAAAGAUUUGAAUAGCAUCCCAUCUGACCUGCCAUCGGACAUAGUGAAGAUGGAUCUGUCCAACAACAACAUAAAACAUCUCAAGCCAAAACAAUUCCUGCUGUCCAAAGACCUGAAGCUGCUCAACCUCAGCAGUAACAGUCUGCACCAUAUAGACACAGGUGCAUUUGCAGGCCUGCUGUACCUCCGUGAGCUCGAUCUGUCCAACAACAGUCUCCAUUACUUCCAGUACAGUGUGCUAGAAGACCUCUAUUUUCUACGGAAGCUUUCACUGGACAACAACCCAUGGUUCUGCGACUACAACAUCCACUACCUAAUUUACUGGCUCAAACACCACCCUGGCGUCCAUUACACUGGCCUGAUCUGCUCAGAGCCGCAGGAGUUCAGGGGCUGGCGUGUUGUGGAUUACGUCAAGACCUACAACGGGGAAUGUCCUAAGGACAAACAAACAGAAGGGACAGAUACAGGACAGGGAGCACAAGGAGGGUCUGAAAAUGAGGCGCAGGAGGUGCUGGCAGAUAUGGGUGAAGGACAGGGGGAAAUCCUGCCACAGCCCCUGAAAAAGAAGGUGCCAAACACAUUUGAAAUCAUCAGGCUGAGUUAAAACAAAGGUGAAUCAGAUGACUGGCUAGGUUUAAAAGAAGUUUAUACAAGAAGAUUGAAAUGGAUAUUUGAAGAUGAGGAAAACAAUGGAUUAAUACAAGCAGGAACUGUUUUGUGGUAAAAUCCAUUCUGGAGGCUUUUAGGGAUGAACUUUCCCUAUUUUGUAUGGGUUCCAGAAACACCUAACAUGGUUUUGGAGUUUUUUGGUUGUAAUAUCAUAUUGCUAAACAAAGGACUAGAAAAUGCUUUUUGAGUUUUUUUGUUUAUUGCUUUGCCCUGUUACAGUAAUUUUGAUUUUGACUUCAGGAUUAUACUUUUUUGAAAAAAGUAGUUGUUGGUCUUUUUGCAUUAAUGUAUGAUAAUGUGUACCUGUCUU